AUGGUCGACUAUGAUGAUAACGACGACGACGACGAUGACAACCAAGGUGUGCGACUAGGUCCGCCGUUCGAUCCAAGCCGGUUCAGUGACGCCAACAUGCGGGCUCUGCGCCCUGACUAUAAUUCUAGCGUGCGCCUCAAAGGAUAUCAUGGCGUCGACGACGAUGAGUUUUACGGGGAGGAUUCCUCGAGUGAUGACGAUGACGAAGACGAGCAUGGCCUUGUUGGCGGCGAUGCUAAUAGUACAAUGGCUUAUGCUAUGCAGCUGGCUCGCCGGGAUAAGCAGGCGAGGCUUGUCGAACGGGCUCUAGCGAAAAUACGUCGAGCGCAAAUACAAGGGCUAUCAAAGGUCAAGCUUUCGCAGCGGGAACUUGAUGCUUUGGAGAAGAGGAGGCAGCAGGAUGCCCCGGUCGAUGGUUCGAAACCCAAAGAAAGCAAUGGGCAGCCUGCAAUUGAUAGCAAGCCUGUAGUUUCGGACAAACGAAUACCGGGCGGGUACGCUUCUUCCACGGGGUCUCCCAGACGCCACUCACCGACCCCUGGCAAACCCUCGAGCCCUUCCUCACAGAAGUCCCGUUCGCGAGUGCCCUCAAUAAAGCCAACCAGGAUGUCGCAGCGCCCGGACACAUCGCCCCGCAACAAGCCUCAACAGAUCUAUCCACAUGCCCUUCCAUAUUCCGUCCCGGAAGACCAGACUGCUCGGCCAGGUUCCUCUCCGUAUCAACCAAACAAGCGCCCCGGAUCCGGUUCGAGCAGCCAUUCAGCAUACCCAACGCACUACCACCACCCGCCAUACUAUACGUAUCCAAUGCCUGCUGCUGAUCCACGCUACGCCUAUUCUACACACCCGCCCCGAAACGCCCCACCACCACCAGCUAUGGACGCGACAUACCAGCCCGUCUACCGCGCCAUGUCCGGCGACUCGUACAUGAUAAACCACUCAUCCUCCGACCCUUUCGUUGUACAGCAUGCCUCGCGCCUGUGCGAGUCCCCGCGGUCCAUGCGCAGGAGCAGCGGGAGCAGCAGCAGCGGCGACAACGGUGUGCACAUCGCGGUUGAGAACCCUAGUGUGCCAGCGGGGUACGCAGCGAAAGGGACGAGUGGUGAUGGUUCUAGCGGUGCUGGUGGCAUCCACGGGCGUAUACGCCGUCGAAAGCGUCGUCAUUAGUUAAUUAAAACCGGCGCCUUAUCACUUGCCUUGCCUGGCCUGGCUCGUUCCCUCGUCAUCGUCAUUGUUUGUGAAUUGUAAUCAAAUCUAUCGCUAUCAUCAUUACUGUCGUUUGUCUUUCGUCAUAGAUAUUCUACCCAGUUUCACCUAUAUACAAAGGAUAAACAAAAGAGGAUAGACUCUCUUUCUUCCGAGCGGCGUCUCGGUUCCAAUCACCCCCCAUUUUUUUUUCUUUUCCUUUUCUUUUUCUUUUCGCUUUUUUUCUUACUUACUAUUUGCUAUUAAUUAAAUUUUACUUAUAAGAGAUUCUCGAGACAAUUGAAACAGCUUCAUGCCAUG
Molecule: messenger RNA, 1506 nt
Organism: Histoplasma capsulatum G186AR
Lineage: Eukaryota; Fungi; Ascomycota; Eurotiomycetes; Onygenales; Ajellomycetaceae
Exons: 1
Coding region: 1-1167 (388 amino acids)
Source: RefSeq, a predicted model, not a curated record